AUGCAGGCGGCACCGUCCUGCUACGGUAGCAUGGUGGCCAGCACCUCCGAAGAAGCGACAACAUCUUCCAUCUCAAGAGGACCAAUGACCAUGUGAGUUCAUCCAAUCUUCCGCCACCAUCUCUGCCAUUUCCGACUUUGGGGGGUCCCGACCAAAUCUGUUUAUGCUCACAAGAUGAUCUGAUGCACGUUUCGACCAGCUCAAAAUACACACAAACAAACCCAACCACCGCGAGAGAAUCAGUCAUGUUUUUCAAAUUCGCCCACAUCUCCAGGGACAUUACUUGCCCAUCAGUUUGAGCAAAGUUCGGUGCGAGAAAAAAAGCGCGAAUUGUUAUUUGCAACUCGAGAACUUGUACUCCAGUCUAUCGGUCAAUUCUCUGGUGAAAAAAUGGCUAGUACAUUCGUCUUAUUCUCCAGUGACUUUGACUCUUGCAAGAACCGGGACCGCCUCAACUUUUUUCUCGCCUGCUUCGGCCCCGUUUUAUUACAACGCCUCGUAUUUAUUUGCACAAACGUGAUCCGAAAAAGGGGAGAAUUGAGCCUGAAAACGAGAAACGCGAGGAGCGAAAGAGAUGGAUUUUGGGGUUUGGUAGUCUUUCCACACAUUGAACUCUCUCGUAUCGUCUUUCAAUCCGCCAUGAAACCUUGUAUUCUCUAAAAGUCGCUUUGCAAUUCGGUAGGAACGGGCUACGGUACACUUUUUAUGUGCUCUAGGACAAAAAAACGCAAAAAGUUCAAGCGGAAGUUCGUUUCCCAGACUACGGAAAUUGUGUUCGGACAAGAAACAAAGUCAUUCUUCAACCCCUCUCUUCUUUCACGAUUUCCACUUCAACUUUACGUUUGCCUGACGAACAUCCUUUAGUGAAAAACCUCAUGAAUAAAUCCGAAACAUGUUCAUAAUCGAUUCCGUCACCUGCUGAAGCACCUCUGCCAAACAAGUAAUUACCAACUCUUGUGUCCUUUCCUUUCUUCACUUGUUCGGAAAGUAAGAAGCAAAAGCACUUCGUUUGGUUGAGGAAGCUGAGAAAACCGUUUCGGAAACUGGGAAGACUACCUGUUCUAAGCCUGAUGUAUUCAACCAACUGUCUUUGCAAAAAAUCUGACACUUACCAAUUUCAGGUCUGUCUCAAGAACUAACAGUCAGUUUAUUGAAGCUCCCGCCUUUUUCUAUGACAUGGAUACCGACCUCAAAGAACUGAAGGUGAGUUUUAAUGAACGCGAAUCGGGAAAGUAUAAUAUCUGACAGACCGCACUGAAAGAUGUGGAUCUACUCAACGACUCUGGCUACCGAUCAGUUAUAGAACGAUCGAGUCAUCCAUUUGCGACCAGUCUGGUAUUCCACGAAGACAACGGUUUCGAUUUGGAAGACGACGCCGCUGACGAGCAUUGGGGUUAGUAGUUGCUUUCACUAUUAUUGCGCAAUGCCGAACGGAUGAUGAUGAGUGAGGAAAGAGGAAAGAAGACGGGCUUGAUCGGGUGACCAGUCGUCCGCUCCCAAAUGGGUUAUGGACAAACUAGGCGCAAAUGUACAGUAUUGCGGGAUUCCGCCGCGUGCCUAACUUUUAAUAGUGCCGGUAUUAUACAACUAGCCGGGCCGGGGACUACCGCGCGGGUAAAGUUUGACGCAAGCAGUCACUGCUACUUUCGGUUCUACUUCAUUCUUACUUCACUUUGGACUCUGGUUUAUGGUUUAUGGUACCCUCAAUAUUAGCCUGGAGAAAUUGGCGAAAACAAGGUUCCACUUUUACAUUUAGAUGCCACAUAUAACAGAUUCACUUCCAAUUGAUGAAUGUUUGUGUUUUGCAGAUGGAUAUCUCACUGUUGGUGGUGAUCGUAUCAAAAUACGUGACAUGUCGGACAUUCUAGCCACACGAUACGCCUUCAUUUCUGGUGAGUGCACACGCGGACGUGUUGAGAGCCCGAAAGGGUUAUAAAAUGUGGCGAGAAACGCUAGUAAAAUGGAAAAUAGUGGAGCCGCUGAAUUUUUAUAUGUGCAGGCUGUUCCACGACUCAUACAUUUGCAAUAUCGCAUCCACCAAAAACGCGUUUUUCUCGUUUCAGGAGCACGCACAUCAGAAGGAUUGACAAUUGUCACAUUUCCGGAUUCAAGAUCGACACUUCCCUUUGAAGACUACUCUCUUUUAGUCAAAUAUCUUCUACAAGUUCCUCCGUAAGAGAUAUCUCUCUGUGCAACUCGAACUAAAGUUUUUCGUAUUUUAGUCUGGAGGACAGCCAUAAGGGUUUUGUGGUUAUCAUCGAUCGCCGAAGUGACAAGUGGUCAGCCGUGCGGACCCUACUACUUCAGAUCUCAGUAAGUGUUUUUGUAAGAACAAAGUCGUUCGUUCUGCUUGUUUUGGAAAGAAACAUUCGAAUCGAUUUAUCUCACCAUUUCUUCGACUAUUUUCAUUGCCGAAACCAACCCCCCCCCCUCAUCAAGUGUGUCCACUUUCUCAAAUCUGUUGACAUAAUCGCACUUGAUUUCGCAUUUUUUCGUGCUUUUCGGUUUCACUUUUGUGUUUACGUGAGACGCGUGGAAUGUCAACGGCAUGCGCAAUUUGCGAAAUCGAAGGAGGGGGCACAUAUCAUACAGACCGGAUAUCUGCUCCUGUGCACACGCUUUGCCGUGUUUACCAUGCGCAAAAUUUGAUGGGUUGUAUCGCUUUACUUUUGCCACUCGCUUGACCAACUGCUGCUUCUUUUUUGCCUCAACUCUUUUGUUGUUUUUCAAUGUGCACACUCGUGCAAAGAGGACCAUAAUGAGCGUGGUCUCGGCUAGUACUUCCGGUGUUUUGAAACCGGAGAGUCGUUGAAAUCCACUUCAUUUUCAAGACAUCCGUACAUUUCUCGAAAAUUCUUUCCUUCCACUUAUUUUAUCGCCGCAACGUGCUUCUAUUGCUCCAUUUUAUGCAUGACAAGAGCACCAUUAAUUUUUUGUAUUUUCCUCGGCAAACUUUAUGCAGCUCACCCAGUUUUCACCCGAUUACUACCAUCAAACUGUCAUUUAUUCAUUCGCGCCAACUAGUGCCGUCUCACAAACUCAAAUUCAAUUUCGAUGCGUGUGCCCCGAAUAAAAAGUAUCUCUGCUCGGCAACGUUGCCAAUCCUAACUUAAUUAGAGCAUGAGACUGCAGCUUAGCUCUGAAGACGUAAAUAAAUUGAAAGGGAGUGCAAAAACUCGAUUUCCCUUCCGUCUUUUUCUGUUUUUCUGGUUGUAAAAAAACGCUUUGUGCCUUUUCACAGAUGUGAUGCCAUUUCUUCUCCAUGUGAUCUCAAUUUUCAGUCAUUCUUCCCCGGCAAAGUUUGUGUGACGUUCGUCAUCAAGCCCGAAGGCGUUCUCCAGCGAGCCCUCGAAGUUGGUUAUCGUGGCGCUGCAGACACCUGCUCAUUCAAGGUUUGUUAUCUCCCUUUUUGAGAAAUUAAUAACACGACAGACAUGAUUUGAUUUUGCAUAGUCAUAGUCAUACACAUACACACAAUUAUAGUGGUUUAUAUGCGAAGCGCAUCGGAAUGGAAAUUAUAGGCAUGCAAUGUUAAUUGGCGACUUUGGGUAGCCAACCCUCUUUUGCGAAAAAAAGAAAUAGGCCUAUGAAGUGUGGGUGUGUGUGUAUGAUGUGUAUGAUCUUUUUUGAAUAGAACUAGGGCAAGAGAUGGUCCGAUAGGAAAUUGAAGCUUGAAGCCUAUGGCUUACGAGAUUACUCAUUUUCGGAAGAGACGGCAGGGGGGCCAUCAAGCUAUUAUUGGGCAGAAACCGAAUCCGAUUAGAGACGCGAUUCCCAUUUCCGAGACGAGAAAAAGAGGCUGAAAGCUGGUUUUACAGGUGAUCCAACUCGAGUCGUCGGCCGAACUUCGCAAGUACAUCCACAGCGAGCACCUCACGAUGGACGUCGGCGGCCUUAUCAAGUAUAACCACUUGGAGUGGGUGCAGCACCGAAUGGUUAGUUUCCCGUGA
Messenger RNA from Caenorhabditis sp. 36 PRJEB53466, 3950 nucleotides. The record is from the annotation of a GenBank genome assembly. Lineage: Eukaryota; Metazoa; Nematoda; Chromadorea; Rhabditida; Rhabditidae.